UGUCGUUCCGCUGCUGUCACUUUGCCCGAGUUGAGAAUCGCCCAGCAAGCAGCAUCUCUUUUACAGAGAGCAGUCAAGCGCAGCGCAAAAAUGCAUUGAAAGAUGCAUCUCAGGACGUUUCCAUCCUUUUUCUGUUUGCCAUGAGGGCGUGUGACGGGAAUAAUGUGGAUGUUCGCACCGGAAUACGGGCCUUUAUUUUGAGAGAAAUGCGGAGUGUUUUGCGCUUGAGGUGUUAACGCAGAAAAAAAAAAAAAAAAAGAAAAAAUACAAAAAUGAAGAAGCAAUUCAAUCGGAUGCGACAGCUCGCCAACCAGACUGUUGGCAGGGCAGAAAAAACAGAGGUACUCAGUGAAGACCUUCUACAGGUGGAGAAACGUCUGGACCUGGUGAAGCAGGUUUCUCACGGCACACAUAAGAAGCUGACCGCCUGUCUACAGGGACAACAAGGCACCGAUGUAGAAAAGAGAUCAGUCAAAUCACCCUCUAAAAAGUUGCCCCUGACAACACUUGCUCAGUGUAUGGUGGAGGGAGCUGCUGUGUUAGGAGAUGACUCUCUUCUUGGUAAGAUGCUGAAACUCUGUGGAGAUACAGAGGAGAAGUUGGCCCAAGAGCUGCUUGUCUUUGAGUUUCAGAUUGAAAGAGAUGUGGUUGAGCCUCUAUAUGUGCUGGCUGAGGUGGAAAUUCCAAACAUACAGAAACAGAGAAAACAUUUAGCCAAACUUGUCCUGGAUAUGGAUUCUGCAAGAACACGGUGGCAACAAUCAUCCAAGUCUUUGAGUCACCCCAGUAAUGUGCAGCAGUGCGGAGCCAAGGCUGAUUCCCUGAGAGAGGAGAUGGAGGAGACGGCCAAUCGGAUGGAGAUCUGCAGGGACCAGUUAUCAGCUGACAUGUACAACUUUGUGGCCAAAGAAAUAGACUAUGCAAACUACUUUCAAACGCUCAUAGAGGUUCAGGCGGAGUACCACAGGAAGUCUUUGGAGAUUCUGCAGAGUGUGCUGCCACAGAUCAAAGCUCACCAAGAGGCCUGGAUAGAGAAGCCGUCGUAUGGAAAGCCUUUAGAGGAACAUCUGGCCAUCAGUGGCAGGGAGAUCGCCUUCCCCAUCGAGGCGUGCAUCACCAUGCUGCUAGAAUGUGGCAUGGAGGAAGAGGGUUUAUUCCGGGUGGCCCCUUCGGCCUCGAAGCUGAAGAAGCUGAAAGCGUCACUGGACUGUGGGGUUCUUGAUGUGCAGGAAUACUCAGCCGACCCGCAUGCCAUCGCAGGGGCAUUGAAGUCUUAUCUUCGUGAACUUCCUGAACCUCUAAUGACCUUUGAACUCUAUGAUGAGUGGAUUCAGGCCUCAAAUAUUCAAGAUAUGGAUAAAAGGCUCCAAACCCUGUUGGCUACAUGUGAGAAACUACCAGCAGACAAUCUGAACAACUUCAGAUAUUUAAUCAAAUUCUUAGCCAGACUCACAGAGCAUCAGGACGCAAAUAAAAUGACACCAGGUAAUAUUGCAAUAGUUCUCGGACCCAACCUGCUGUGGACACAUUCAGAGGGGAACAUAACAGAAAUGAUGACCACCGUAUCACUGCAAAUUGUUGGCAUCGUUGAGCCGAUUAUUCAACAUGCUGACUGGUUCUUCCCUGGAGAUAUUGAGUUCAACCUGACAGGGAGCUACGGAAGCCCCGUGCACACCAACCACAACUCCAACUACAGCUCGAUGCCCUCUCCAGACAUGGACCAAUCAGAUCGCAAGCAGCAGCAUGACCAGGGCCGACGCCCACUCAGCGUUGCUACUGACAACAUGAUGCUGGAAUUCUACAAGAAGGAUGGCAGCAUUAGGAAAAUCCAAAGUGUGGGUGUCAGAGUGAUGGACACGUCUUGGGUGAAGGGCAAGGGUUCCUCUACACUGGCACGUAAAGCCUCAUCCACUCCGCCCGGCUCUCCUGCUGACACCCUGAUCACAGAGCAGCCCGGCGAGCUCGCAAUAUCUCCAACCCCUACACCCCCUCCUGCAGACAGGGGCAGCUCAGACGACGUGUCGCCCAAUCGGCCGGAUUCCUCACAUGUCUAUGCGUCACACGUGGAGGAGCGGCCACCCCCUCCUUACCCUUCCUCUUCCUCUCACUCCGCCCCUCUCCACUUCUACCCCAAACCCCCUCCCUGUGCUCGGCCUGUGGCCCCCGGCCCCGAAUCACAGCCUCCCAGCUCCCCACCUCUGCCCCUGCGCUGGACCGGCUUCAGCCCCCCCCAGCCCCUGCCACCCCCUUCCUCCUCUUCCUCUUCCUCCUCUUCCUCACUCGAUAUCAACUCCAACCCCAAACCGAGCUGCCUGCACUUCCCCAAACAUGGCCCCAUGUGUGAUGCACCGCAUGCCGCUCUGUCCGACACCAACGCCUCGCCCCUCUACGUUAAAACUCCUCUCGUGCUGACCCGUCACGACAUGUGCCUAGGAAACCCCCCUAGCCUACCCUCCUCCGCCCCUCCGCCGUGGGCUGCCUGUCCAUGUGCCCGCGAGAGAGGACCCCCCAGGCUGACUAGCACUCUGAAGACCAAGGAGCUCUCUCCUGUGAUUGGCCACAAGUCUGUGCAGGCCUCAGGAGCAACAGUGCCCCCUGUCAGCGGUCAGCAGAGCAACAGCCAGUCUCCACACUCGGCGGAGCACAGCCCCCACACCCUACACAAAGCCUCUAAGAAACUAGCCCCUGUGCCACCCAAGGUUCCCUACAGCCAGUCGGGGGGGAUGUCAGACCAAUCCACAGGUCAGCCGUCUCCGGUCAGCCUGUCCCCCACUCCCCCAAGUACCCCUUCCCCUUACGGUCUGGGCUGUCCCCCUGGACACGCGCCCGCCUCUUCCCCUGGCCAGAUCCCAUUAGGGGGACCCCAUUCAUUGUCCUCUCCGCCCUCUCUGACUGGUACACUCACAAAAUCCCGGCCCACCCCAAAACCCAGGCAGAGACCCAGUUUGCCCCCUCCCCAGCCGCCCACCGUCCCCCCUAUGGCCCCCCAACCCCUGGAGCAGGGUCUACUUGACGGAUUGUCCCCCGGGGAGAGCAUGUCCACAGCAGAUCUCUUCAGUUUGGAAAUCCCCUCCAUCAAUGUCAAUCUAGACAGCCUGCUGGACGAGUUCAGAGUGGUCCCAUGUCGCUUUUCCACGCUCAGCUCUCCGGACGGGGACUCCGUGUCUGAGGAGGAAGGCCAGAGCACCACGCUUUGAGCCUUGAGCCUACCCAUCAGCUUGACAGCCUCUCCCAGAGCUCACCUAAUCCUGUUGAGGCCCGCCUGGAACCCCACCCAGCCCAAACCCUGGAUUCCCACCUCUUCUGGUCACCGGCACCACAGGAGAGACGAUACAAGAUGCCAACCACACAAAAGGUGCCAUAAUAAAAGCAACAGAAUGGAUUUCGUUCAAAUUGCCAGUAGAGGAACCUGGAGUUUUGUCUUACAAUUCCUGUUUCUCUUUGAACGAUUCUGUCUGUUUUGUUUCGUUGUUGUGUUUAUUUUAUUGUGAUGUUUUUAUUUAUGCCUUAUCGGAGCUGCAAUUACAGUACAAUGCACAUAGGAAGAAGUUUGCUGACUUUAAAGGAACCUCAUACACUUUCUUGUGCUGGAGGCAUGGAACUAAGACCCACCCUAAUGGUACAGAGUGGGACUUCUAUGUUUUCCCUACAGGGUCCAAGGAGAUGUCAUGCCAUACUCUUUGUAGAUGACUUGGUGCCAUAUAGAAUGCAGGUUUAUUAAGUAUAAUUUUGCAAUGCUGAGGUCGAUAUCUUUGUCCUCUCUAACCUACACACUUAAGACAGUACAUCAAAUUUUUUGAUUAAUAGUUACAUUGAUGUGCAUUUAUCUGAUGUGCAUUUAUCUGUGUUAGUGCACUAAGGAAACGGUGGGCGGAAUCUACACCCCUGGUCUAAAGUCAGCAUAUUUGAUUUCAGAGCUUCAGCUAAGGACUUUUUACUUUACUGGUGCUUUUGUGUCAUUUUGAGGCUUGCCAGCAUCUGUCUCCAUUCACUUUCAGAAAAACAUAAGGGUAAGUGAAGACAGAAUUUUUGUUUCUGGGUCAACUGAUCCUUUAAAGAUGCACUCAGUAAUUUUUUUAAGUAUGUCAAAGUAUGGCUAACACUGACACCUGGUGGCUUGGAAUCCGCAUCGUUCAAACACAGUAGUUAUCAGUUAGCAAUGCCAUUGUAGAAAUUCACAAUGCACAGUAAAACAGGAUUAAUUUAAGCUAUGAAGGUGUCCAAUAACAGGGCAGUUGCUGAGAUUAAGCAAGUAGUAUUCAGCUGGUCAUGUGAUUCUAACAUGGCAGCCCCCAUGAGGGGACCCUCUCCAUGGAAAAUAAAAGAGCUUUUAUAAUGUUACUGAUAUGACUGAACUCUUCAUCUCACAUGAAUGAUCAUGAUUUUAUACAUAUGUUUCAAAAUUACCAUUCAUUUUUUUAGAAGUAAAGUUUUUAAAUAAUAUUAAAUAAAAUUACUGAGUGCGCCUUUAAAAAGCCAAUAAAAUAUAAUGCAGUCCCUGAAGUCAAAUGUAGGCCAGUGGUGGGAAAUCCAGGGUUCCCAUGAUCAUGGAAAACCUGGAAAUGUCAAGGAAUUUUAAAACUGGGAUUUCCAGGGCUGGAAAAGUCAUGGAAAUUUCUAUAAUGAACAUAUAUAUUUCUAGUUAUGUUCAAUUUAGACAUAUUUCUUCAACUAGAAAUUACACUGUAAUCACAAACAACAAGAAAAUUGUGGACAAUUGGAAUUUUAACUCUUUACCCCCCAAAAAGAAAGCGUGUGCUAAAAAUGGGUCAGACCAUAACAAAUAGGUGUUUACCACCCACCCCCUGCCCCCCAAACUUUUUCAUCAUCAUGACUUUUGCCAGCCACUACCAAGAUCAAGCACUGGUUGCGCUCUAAAUGCACUGCCUUGGAUUUUCGGUUGUUUUUCUGCACACCCUUAUGCCCUCCAAAGUGCUUGAAGUGCAGUGCCACAUGAUCCCUUAUGUAUAUACCAAGACUAUAUAUAAAGAUGUGUAGAUAAGUGUCAAUGAGAGGUCAAAUGUAAAGGCAAAUAUGAAUUAUAUAUUCAGAAAAGUGACAUGCCAUAUUUAUCUUGUAUAGAGAUGGUGUCCUAAGUAUUAUUUUGUCCCUGAAGACUUUUUGUCAGGUUCACAUAGCAAGUGAGUUUUUGCACUUUUGUAAGCCAUUAACUAUGUGUAGAAAUAUGAAUGCAGAUGUGUCAAAAAUGUAGGUAGAGUUAUUCCAGAGAGAAAUGUUAUCCCUAGACCGACCUUAUCAAUAACAGCCUUAAAUUAAAGCAUAAGUCAACAACACAAACUUUAUAAAUACAUAUUAUUAUUAUUAGAAAAUAUAUUUAAAAUUCAACAGAUUAUAUCAAUUGUAUAAAAUUUGUUCAACCUUAGUAUUGUAUAGCAACUAAAGGAUUGCAUAAAUAUAACUUACCCAUGCAAAUACA
This is a messenger RNA of Myxocyprinus asiaticus (Chinese sucker), 5437 nucleotides long. RefSeq names its product rho GTPase-activating protein 44-like. Gene Ontology annotation, molecular function: GTPase activator activity; protein binding. Lineage: Eukaryota; Metazoa; Chordata; Actinopteri; Cypriniformes; Catostomidae. Gene Ontology annotation, biological process: neurotransmitter receptor transport, endosome to postsynaptic membrane; signal transduction; positive regulation of GTPase activity. The coding region runs from base 273 to 3197 and encodes 974 amino acids. Gene Ontology annotation, cellular component: cytoplasm; presynaptic active zone; intracellular anatomical structure. The transcript has 22 exons. The record is from RefSeq and is a predicted model, not a curated record.